Messenger RNA from Phalaenopsis equestris, 1323 nucleotides. RefSeq names its product ubiquinol-cytochrome-c reductase complex assembly factor 1. Gene Ontology annotation, cellular component: mitochondrion. Gene Ontology annotation, biological process: mitochondrial respiratory chain complex III assembly. Lineage: Eukaryota; Viridiplantae; Streptophyta; Magnoliopsida; Asparagales; Orchidaceae. The coding region runs from base 311 to 1180 and encodes 289 amino acids. The transcript is spliced from 7 exons. The record is from RefSeq and is a predicted model, not a curated record.
GAUAGGAAAUGAAUCAUGCGCUGGAUUUUGAACAGGUUGAGAAGAUCAUGCACCAAAAUACACCUUUCUGACUUAUUUUUUUUUCCCGAUGGGUAUUUACAAAUAGCGAAAUAUUAUAGGAGUUCAAAAGCAUCAUGCAAUAUUUUUUUACAUCUAUGAACACUAUUGAUUAGCUGAUACUCUCUUGAUUAGUUUUUGUGAGGGAUCAUCACCGUAUCCCUCAAAUUCCCGUUUUUUCAUUUUUAAAGAAUAGGAUUAGGGUUAAUUUUUUUCGGAGAACAUUUGUGAACUUCGACUAGAUCCGGGAAGUAUGCUUUCUAGAUGGAGAAAGGCAGCUUCUAUGGUCCGGCAUUUUGGAGUGCGCCAGAGAGUUUCGAGUUUAGAGGAAAUUUACCCCUUCGGUCGAAGCUACUCCGGAGUUCAUGCGGCAGCAGCUGCGACGCCAACAAGCUCUCCCGAUUCGGACCUGAAGCAGCCUUCUAGCAAACCAGAGGUUAAAUUAAAUGCCAUGUUCUGGUCUAAACCCGGCUCUUUGGCUCUUCCUCGUGGUUCUCCUUUAAGAAUAGAAGAACCCCAGUAUGAGGGCCUUAAGCAUAUAAUGCUCAAGCUAUUACUGUUUUAUAGUAAACAGAGCAGAUCAAUCAGAGGUGCAAAUGUUGUCUAUAGGAGGAUCAUUUCUCAGGUUGAUAAGCCUGCUAUCUAUGAUGUUUUUAACCUGGAGAGCACGUUCAAAACUACUUUUUCUCUGCUGGUGCUGCAUAUGUGGCUAUUUCUACGUCGUUUGAAGGAAGAGGGCAAGGAAGGUACUGACUUUGGUCAAUACUUAUAUGAGAUCUACAAUCAUGAUUUAGAAAUGAGAGUUUCUAAGGCAGGGGUUAACCUACUAUUAAUAAAAUGGAUGAAAGAACUGGAGAAGAUUUUCUAUGGGAAUAUCGUUGCUUAUGAUGAUGCCAUGAAACCUGAUGCUAAGCACGAUGAGCUCGCAAAUGCUUUAUGGAGGAAUAUAUUCUCAGAAGAUGGUACAGGCCCACCAAAUGACGCAGCUACAACUGCUGUCCAGGCAAUGUCAAGAUACACACGCAGGGAGGCUACCUGCCUAUCAUUGACAGACAAGGAGGCUAUAUUCUCUGGCAACUUCUUGUUUACAUCCUUGGAAUUGCAACGCAAGCAACAUAAUUGAGGUCUAUAAAACAAUGUAAAUAACAUUUUCUUUAAUAAAAGAAAACCUUGCCUGCAAGCUAGUGAUGUUGAUUAUUUCUGAUAUUUUAUAUUUGAUUCCUUUUAAAAUAGGGGCACAUGACUGAAAUGUUAUUAUUAUAAUUG